AUGAGUGACGCUCUGUGUGGCCCGUCGAACGCUCUGCAGAACUUCCAGAAGCAUACUUCUGUUGACAGGACGCUGCAGCAAGACAGACUAGUCUCACGACAGUCUCCAUCCCAGGGCUUCCGCUCUCAGAACCACAGUGAAGGGAUUCUUGACCCGGAAUUCGCCGCUUUUGAGUCGAAUAACCUCUUGGCUGGAUCGUUACCCAACGUUCAACAUGCAGGCAACUUUGUACCUCCAGCCCCGCACAUGGCAAUGACCCAUCAGCCGGAAGCUUCGAAUUGGGCAACAGACUUUCAAGGUUUACGCAUCUCAGGGCCCGCGCGACAUAUAACACAUCAGCCUGGACCUUCCACUGCUCAUAUGCAUGACGGUCCACAGCAAGGUUGGCAUAAUGAAUUUUUGAGACAGCAGCAGCAGCACACACCUGCUCAACAGCCUCAAACAUUUACUCCAAGAUUUCAGUCAUCUUUUGCACCUGGAUAUACUAUGAACGCUUCGCAAAUGAGCACUCUGGCCCCUACACAAGCAGCAAAUCAAUUUUCGGCGACGGAAGCAUUUGAUGAAUCCGCCUUUGAAGCUGCAUUCGAGCAGGCCAAAGCGGACAUGGCGUCUCAGUUUGAAACCUCAGUACUUGAGACGCAAGCCAGCGACUUGGAGACUAAGGCAGAUGACAAGAAUGUCAGCGAGGAAGUGAAUAUUCAGGAAACGGCUCCAGAGACAAUUCGGAUCGGAUCGGAUACUAUUCCGCAAACCAACAGAGAAGAUCCGCAAACGAUGGCGAAUGAUGCGGAUGAGCUUGCUCGGACGGCGGGGCAGCUAUUGAACAGCGUCAGCCAUGACACCAGCCAAAAGUUCCGGGAAAGCAAUUUCUUGGCGCUAAUGCGGCGCAUUCGGGACCGGGAAGUCCAAGUUGAGGGGGAUGAAUUUCGCGAAACUGCGCAGUCUCUACAUCCCGGUGGCAAGUACUACCCGGAAGGUAAACUGCAGCAGCGGGACGAAGGGAAACGAGCAUGGAGGGCGACCAGCCAGAACGACUACGUCCAUGUUACUUCCCAUGAGAAUAAUUCAAAACCCCCAUUGUCUCGUGAGACAACCACGUCAGCCACGACGAUCAACGACGCAACGUUGAAUACGCCAGACACAUCGAACACCGAGGCAGCUAGUCAUUCUGGGUCGGGCGACUACGACACGCUGUUUGCAAGCUGGAAUCAUGGUGACCGCUGGGCAUAA
Aspergillus calidoustus is the source of this 1230-nucleotide messenger RNA. The record is from the annotation of a GenBank genome assembly. NCBI's taxonomy places the organism in Eukaryota, Fungi, Ascomycota, Eurotiomycetes, Eurotiales, Aspergillaceae.